Molecule: messenger RNA, 1129 nt
Organism: Drosophila montana
Lineage: Eukaryota; Metazoa; Arthropoda; Insecta; Diptera; Drosophilidae
Product: ubiquitin-conjugating enzyme E2 E1
Exons: 1
Coding region: 136-1077 (313 amino acids)
Biological process (GO): protein polyubiquitination
Cellular component (GO): nucleus
Molecular function (GO): ubiquitin conjugating enzyme activity
Source: RefSeq, a predicted model, not a curated record
GAAUCGAUGAAGCUCCUGAAAUGUAUGUUAAAAUCAUGUGAGCACAGCAAGAAAACAACAGCAAAUUCCCAAUAACAAUUUUUCCAAUAACAAAUUUCCAAAUUGCACAACCGUUUAACUUAAAAACCCGGAAGCAUGUCGAACCUGUCGAACGUGGCACCUCAAAAAGCCAAAGGCAGCACAACCGAAACGAUGACCGUGGAGGAGCCGUCGGCUACGAUGGCAGCCAUAUCUCUGCCAGCUGGCGAUGAGGCGAACAAGGACGAGAAUGCGCCCAGCACUAGUCAGGGGCAGCAGCGCGGUGCCUGCAGCAGCGCCACCCACACCACCAGCACCACCACCACCAUCAGCACAAACAACAACAACAGCAGCGACAGCAACGACAACAACAGAAUGGGCUCGGCAACGCCAAUGACACAGCUGAACGGGCCGGUAAUGCGGAUAAAGCGGGAACUGAACGAAAUCAUUGAGAAUCCGCCGCCGAACUGCAGCGCCGAGAUGUACAAGGAGGAUCUGUUCCAUUGGAAAGCGAUAAUAAUGGGGCCCAGCGGCACCCCCUAUGAGGGCGGCAUUUUUAAGCUAGACAUACGCUUUCCGGGUGCGUAUCCAUUCCGACCGCCACAAAUCCGUUUCAUAACGCGCAUCUAUCACUGCAACGUUGACAGUCGUGGCGUCAUUUGCCUCGAUGUGCUGAACGAACGCUGGUCGCCAGUCAUGAACAUUGCCAAGGUGCUGCUAUCCAUUUGGGUGCUAAUCGGCGAAUGCAAUCCCAACGAUCCACUCGUCAUGGGCAUUGCCGAUCAAUACAAAUGCAAUCGUAAGGAGCAUGACAAAGUUGCGCGCUACUGGACGAAACGCUUUGCAAUGCCAAAGGCCAAGCCGAACUCCAAGCUCGAGCAGGAGCUACUGCUGCCCUACAUACAGGAGCAAGAGCCGACGCCAGAGCAGGACCAAGUGCAGCAGCAGCAGCAGCAGCAGCAGAGCCAGGCGCCAGAGCAGGAACAGGAGCCAGCGCUCAGUACUGAGACGAGCAGCUCAAUUGCCGUUAGCGUAAACCACAGUCGUAGCCAACUUUAGAUAGAUUCCCAUAAUAAACAGUCUCCACACAGACAGACACACACGCACCAAA